Messenger RNA from Porites evermanni, 4690 nucleotides. The record is from the annotation of a GenBank genome assembly. NCBI's taxonomy places the organism in Eukaryota, Metazoa, Cnidaria, Anthozoa, Scleractinia, Poritidae.
GCAACAAAAUGUGAACAACUCAGCUCCCAAGCCUCACAAAAUGGCGGUUUGUUAGGUUCUUUCGUACCCAAGUGUAACGCUGACGGUAGCUUUAGCUCGGAACAGUGCUGGCCUUCUCCCGGGUUCUGUUGGUGCGUGGAUAAAUUCGGAGAGGAAAUACCUGGAACUAAAGUCAGAGGGAAGGCAGACUGUAGCAAGACAAGUACGUUUGCAUGUUUUUUCUUUCUGCUUUGCGUGUUUGUUUUUUGCAAAACCAGUCCAGUUAGGUUUUAUUAAUUUAUAUCAAACGAUGACGUUUAUCGUUCAGUCUCUUGUGUAUUCUUCUAUUAUUAUAAUUGUUAGGGUUUGUUAAGUAGAAAAACUUUCAUUUCGGCGUUUGUUGACUGUAGAGAGUAUUCAUUACCGAACGAUUUAAAUAGCUUUGAAAAAGCUUACAGUGGUACAGAAAGUGUCUUUUCGUUUACAAUGGGCCCAUGGGUCCUGGUUGGUCCGUGGUAAGUAUUUCAUCAUUCACCGUUAAAAAAUAACGCUGCCUUAAGGUUGAGCUAACACUGGAUUAUAGAUUGAUAAAAAGAUGUCCUUGUCAAAUCUGAUUUAAAGCCACAGACAUAUAUCGAAAUAGAAACAUUCAAUGUUUGAAAAAAAUUAUGAUGCGAAGGCCAUUCACUUUUCUGCUUUGUUGAGAGUGACGUUAUUAUUAGUGAUUUGUCUUUUUUUCUUUAUAUUGCUAUUACAUGUAGUAGUCUGUUAUUACCUUCUCGUCCUUUUUAGUAUAGUUAUCGUAUUUAAUUUUUCGUACAAUUGAGAUAAAUAUCAAUAAAAAAGAAAAAGUCUUGUUUUGAAGAUAACAGAAAAUUUUAGCUUUUAUCUUCAAGAUCUCUGUGCAACUUUAGCUAUUUUUCUAAAUCAUUUACAAAUGUCAUGUUCAACCGUAAUUUGAAAUCAUUUCAGAAAUCUGUGAUUUCUUUUCUUUCUAAAAGAAGCGAUUUUUUUCAAAAAAAUGCACUAAUAAUAAACUGCGAUAAAAUAUUACUUAAAUUCAUUAUAAUAAAUUGUUUUUUUUUAAAUUAGGACUUUCAAGGAACGGACUUCUGUUCCAGCGAUUUCUCUAAAAUUUACUUGGCAUAUUUAUGUAUCACUAAAAGCCGAUACCUGAAUUUGUUAUUAUUACCGAAGGACACCUGAAGUCCUUUUCAAAGUUUCGCGGCCAUCGCGUCUGAAUGUUUAAAAAAAGGUAUGACGAAAAGUUCGUCAAAGCUCAAUGCGUCGGUUCUACCAAUGUGUAUUUUAUGCUAUGGCUAUUCCGAGUGAUUGCUUUAGCUGCGUGUCUGGGGUAAAAGUCAAUAAAUCCAAUUAAUUCCAAAACUGAAGGACUAUGGAUAGGGUCGCUAAAGGAUAAUACGAUAAAACCUUUUGGCAUCAAAUGGCCUGACGAAGCAAUAAGGCCUAAGGAGUCUUUUUCACAUCUCAUCAAAAUCUGCUGCUCGAAAACCAAUUCAAAGAGAAAAUAAUUAAUGAUAGAUUUAUUGUAAUCGAGGGGUCUUUCAAUUUAUGGUAAAUGCUAACGGUUUUCAAAUCACUCCCUUCUAAGUUUGUUUACACCUCCUACUCCAUGCCCUUUCUAAACUUUAUAAUAAAGGAAUUAAAUGAGUUUAUUUAAGACUCGCUUUUUAUGGAAUGGCAAAAAUAAGGUGACCAUAUUGUCUGCAAUUAACAGCCAUGAGGAAGGCAUCCUCGGAGACCCAGGGGCAGUUAGUCGGGUCGAUAAAAUGUUCGUGGUGAAAGUUUACUGUAGGAUCGAGACGAGCUCGUCUCGAUCUUACAGUAAACUUUCACCACGAACCUUUUAUCGACCCGACUAACUGCCCCUGGGUCUCCGAGGAUGUGAGGAAGGAGGCCUUACCAUGAUCGAUAUAGAGUCCACUAUUCGAGUUCUUAGUCGAUCUAAAACGUGCUUGGUAAAUAUAAAAAGAGUCCAAUUCACCUCGAAUAAAUGUGCAUGGAAACUAUAUCUCAAGCAUUGAUAUCUAAAAAUGUGGUUCUCCUGCUAUACAGUUGGAAUUAUAACGACAUUGAUGACCUUUCGAUUCAAUCACUGUUCUAUUGUGAAGAAGUAUUUUAGAAGGCAUUUGCAGCAGAUGAGGACAGGCUGGCGUCUCAUAAUCACACUGUUGACUUACCUCAGAGUAUCACGACAAAACUCCUUUCGUCUGCUCGUUUUUAUUUUUCAUUCUCGUAGUUGAUUUUAUUUCGCUCAUUGUUUUUUUCUACUUUCGUAUCUUUUUAAGCUGCAACAAAAUGUGAACAACUCAGCUCCCAAGCCUCACAAAAUGGCGGUUUGUUAGGUUCUUUCGUACCAAAGUGUAACACUGACGGUAGCUUUAGCUCGGAACAGUGCUGGUCUUCUACUGGGUUCUGUUGGUGCGUGGAUAAAUUCGGAGAGGAAAUACCUGGAACUAAAGUCAGAGGGAAAGCAGACUGUACCAACAAAGGUAAUGUCGUGUAAUUUUCAGCAAGAUAUGAACCGGGACGAUAUAUCCCUGGAUUAUGUGCGCUAACAGCUUAGCUGUCCCGAAGAACGUUCCUUUAGAAGAUAUGUUUGACCAGUUUGGCUUUACAACUGAGCCGGGAAGUAGGAUAAGAAACAAUAACUAACUAACACAGUUGAAUUCCCUUUUGUAUAUAUAGCAGAUUAAACUGUUCUACUGUUUUCAUCACACAAUGAGAACUGAACUAGAAAAAGCACAUACGGGUAGUGGUCUUCUUAUUUUGGCUUAAUAAGGAAGGUUGUGGAUAUUUCUCUCAAAAAAUGACCAACCGUAUAGAUAUCAUGGUCUGCUUGGUCAAAGUUACUAUGCCGACGGACUAAGCAGAAUUUCAAGUACGCCUACAAAAGAACUGGCCGCCAAAAAAGCUAGAAUUUCACUAGGAGACGAUGGGUUGGUUAUUUAAACGAAGUCUAACCGUAACUUAGGCCGUGGUUUACGAAUGUCUCUUUCUUAGUGAGUUAAUUUAAGAAGAAAUGUGCUUUUCCAGUCUACGCCAUGUGCUUUAUUGAAAUUGCUCACCACAGAUGGUGUUUAGACAAAAGCGUUGGGCAAUGAUAAUGGCUUAGAACGCGGUUUUGUUAAACACGGGCUAAACUCUGUUUAAAUAACUGGUCCGAUAUGUUUCUAUUUUGCGAGGUUGUUUAUGCGUUUGGAAAGCCUGUUUUGGUCUGCCAUCUUGUUUAGGGUACACAAGAGCCCGGAGAUCAAGAGAUAUUUUCUGAAAUACUAAAUAAAUUUGUUGUUUCCAUUGUAGGCCAAUGAAGCCUACCUGCAGCUGUUGAUCAAUAUUACGGAAAGGUUUCAAAAAAGCAGAACUAAAUUAUUGAGUCUAUGAAAUAAACUUGCAUGAUUGACUGAAGCUUCAUUUGUGUGGGUCGUCACUCUUUUUUGGUAGAAAAGACGAAAGGAUCAUUUAGAUUGUUUGUUUAAUUGUUGAUAUGCCUCGUAUCCAGUAUCCUCUCCUAACUGUUUGCAUGUGUUUGGGAAGAAUACUUCAUCCGUUUCGUUCUCUGGUAAGGGUAAUCACGGGUAGUGGAAAUGACAACAGUAGUUGUACGCCAUGUAUUAACGGUAAAGUCCGGUGUCGGACGUCAGUAUACAAUGGGGCCACUGGCUGCCUCUACUGAUGGGUCCCUUUUAUGAGCUUGGGGUCAGUGAUAUUUGUGGUAAGUGGUCAUAAGUGAGGUGACAAAAGAGGAAGAAGUAGACCAACCGACGAGACUUUCCCCACUGUACUGUUUUCGAAGUAGUUUGUGUGAUUUGAAGUAAUAUAUCAAACAUGAGAUGCAGUGUUUCAUCACCAGAUGAAACACCGAGAAGAGAGUUGAAAAUACGACGCGCAGCGGAGUAUUUUUGACGAACUUCGAGGUGUUUCAUCUGGUGAUGAAACACUGUGUCGAAUGUUUGAUAUUUCUUCUCAAACAAAAUCAUUUUUGAAGGAGAAAUUAAGGAUGCAAGAAUGAGCAGUUUUUCAUCUGAUAUCCAAACACUCAUUAAACAUUAAUUUCCUUUGAAUUUUCUUUAUGAAUUAUUAAUGAGUUUGAGAAGUCCCCUUCUUAGUUCACAGUUGCCUAGUCCCUAGGCCUCAUUAUUUCGUACGGCCAAAGCGUUUCGGGUCACGUGGUCCAAGCGAAAAUGUGAGGCGUUUCCCGCCCGUUCGCCUCAGAUACGUCACCGAAAUGAAUUGACCGAUAGGGACUGGGAAAACGCCGUACAAGGACUAGGAAAAGUUCAUAGCUGAUGAAAGAGAAAUGAAGGAGACAAGCUCCAUAAUCUGUACACAGAUAAUGAUCCUUAACACAGCCAGCAUGACUUUCCGUUUUUUUUAACCCUGACCGGGCUUUAAAUCUGGGCCUCCCGUAUUACGAAAUAUUUGGUUAACUGUUUACGUACCUUAUUGGUUAUUAAUUUCGCGGGGUUUUAUUUUCGCGAUUUCAGCAGGCAAUUAUGAAAAAAGGGUAGCCUGCGAAUACAGCCGUUUCUCCUUCAACUCCACGCCGCUGUUGCUGCAGGCAACUACUGACUGGCUGCCUUAUUCCGGCACAUACAAUCGUCAGACUAAACUUAAACUGGAAAAAGAUUAUAGUUCAAUCGUUAUUACAGUUUAUAAAUCUAAGGUGAAAAUUUCCAAUGAUAUCUAG